Molecule: messenger RNA, 525 nt
Organism: Pyrenophora tritici-repentis Pt-1C-BFP
Lineage: Eukaryota; Fungi; Ascomycota; Dothideomycetes; Pleosporales; Pleosporaceae
Product: UPF0220 multi-domain protein
Biological process (GO): late endosome to vacuole transport via multivesicular body sorting pathway; protein targeting to vacuole
Cellular component (GO): Vps55/Vps68 complex; fungal-type vacuole membrane
Source: RefSeq, a predicted model, not a curated record
AUGGAAGAAUCGAAUCGCCUCUUCCGCUUCCCCAAGCCAGCAUGGAUGAACAGCGCGAACACGCGGACAGCCGGCGUCUACAUAUCGGGAGCUUUGUUCGCCCUGGGAUUCUACACGCUCAUCGACAUCUCAGUAUGGUCCAAGUCGGCCAUGAACGGGUCGGACCCGCGCGUCAACAUCACCUUCAUCGACUGGAUCCCCGGCAUCUGCAGCGCCCUCGGCAUGCUCGUUAUCAACAGCAUCGACAAGUCGCGCCUGUCGGCCGACAGCUUCUCGUACUCUGGGAACGGUGUGGCGUGGAAGGCGAGGCUGGUGCUUUUUCUGGGCUUUGCGCUGCUGGCCGGCGGCCUGGCGGGUAGUGUGGUGGUCAUGGUUAUGAAGUUUAUUGUUACUGAGCAUACGUGGCCGACCAUCUGGAUGGGCAUUGGCAAUGUGAUUGCGAAUGCGUUGAUUAUGUUGAGUUCGGCUGUUCUUUGGGUUGCGCAGAACAUGGAGGAUGAAUAUACCUACAAUCUGGCGUUGUAA